AUGGAGGAGGAGGACGGGGGCGGCAACGGCGGCAGUGACGGGGGGACGAGCAUCCACGUGACGGCGCUGGACGGGAUCGUGAACGUGAACUCGCUCUUCACGCUGGGCGUCUUCGUGGGGCUGGCGUGGAACCCCGCCGAUCCCGGGGGGAGCCUGGCCAGGGCGGUAUGCGCCGCCGGCAACGGGACAGCGGAGGACAUGGUGUCCUUCCACGUCUACUCCUUCAGCGCCUUCCUCUUCUCCAGCCUGGUCGCCCUGUGCCUGAAGCAGACCAUCCGCCUCGUCCUGCGGAGGAAUGGCCUCCACAUCCGCCGCUCCGUCUGGUGGGGGGAGCACGCGUGGGGAGCCGAGCGCGUGAACAAGGCGCUGCUCCGGACCGGGAUCAUGCUCUCCGCCGCCGGAUCAAUGUUUGGCUGCGGAUUCCUGAUGCUGGCGCUGGUGAACGUCGUCCAGAUCAAGCUCGGGAAGCUCGGCUGCGCCGCGGCCAGCGCGGGGGCCAUCGUGCCGCUCGUGAUCCUCGUCCCCACCGCCAUGCUCAUCUACGUCUCCGUCGUCUUCUACGCCUUCACCCGCUGA
This is a messenger RNA of Spirodela intermedia, 576 nucleotides long. The record is from the annotation of a GenBank genome assembly. NCBI's taxonomy places the organism in Eukaryota, Viridiplantae, Streptophyta, Magnoliopsida, Alismatales, Araceae.